AUGACCAUAUGUGGUCAAACCUUUAGCCAGGCUAGCAGUGUCACAGUUCACCACAGAAUCCACACUGGAGAGAAGCCCUUCAGCUGUGACCUAUGUGGUCAAACCUUUAGCCAGGCUAGCAGUUACACAGUUCACCGCAGAAUCCACACUGGAGAGAAGCCCUUCAGCUGUGACCUAUGUGGUCAAACCUUUAGCCAGGCUAGCAGUUACACAGUUCACCGCAGAAUCCACACUGGAGAGAAGCCCUACAGCUGUGAGGUCUGUGGUAAAACCUUUAGACAAUCCAGUAACCUCAAGAAGCACAUGAGGAUCCACACUGGAGAGAAGCCCUACAGCUGUGACCUCUGUCGUAAAACCUUUAGCCAGGCUAGCAAUUACAGAGCUCAUAGCAGGAUCCACACUGGAGAGAAGCCCUACAGCUGUGACCUCUGUGGUAAAACCUUUAGCCAUGGAAACAGUUUCACAGCUCACUGCAGAAUCCACACUGGAGAGAAGCCCUUCAGCUGUGACCUCUGUGGUAAAACCUUUAGCCGGGCUGACCAUUUCAGAGCUCAUAGCAGGAUCCACACUGGAGAGAAGCCCUACAGCUGUGACCUCUGUGGUAAAACCUUUAGCCAUGGAAGCAGUUUCACAGCUCACUGCAGAAUCCACACUGGAGAGAAGCCAUACAGCUGUGACCUCUGUGGUAAAACCUUUAGCCAGGCUAACCAUUUCAGAGUUCAUAGCAGGAUCCACACUGGAGAGAAGCCCUACAGCUGUGACCUCUGUGGUAAAACCUUUAGCCAUGGAAACAGUUUCACAGCUCACUGCAGAAUCCACACUGGAGAGAAGCCCUUCAGCUGUGACCUCUGUGGUAAAACCUUUAGCCGGGCUGACAAUUUCACAGCUCACUGCAGAAUUCACACUGGAGAGAAGCCCUAUAGCUGUGACCUCUGUGGUAAAACCUUUAGACAGGCUGGGGAUUUAACAUAUCACCGCAGAAUCCACACUGGAGAAAAGCCCUACAGCUGUGACCUCUGUGGUAAAACCUUUAGGCGGGCUAGUGGUUUAACAGUUCACCGCAGGAUCCACACUGGAGAGAAGCCCUACAGCUGUGACCUCUGUGGUAAAACCUUUAGCCGGGCUGACAAUUUCAGAAAUCAUAGCAGGAUCCACACUGGAGAGAAGCUCUACAGCUGUGACCUCUGUGGUAAAAGCUUUAGACAGGCUGGGGAAUUAACAGUUCACCGCAGAAUCCAUACUGGAGAGAAGCCCUUCAGCUGUGACCUCUGUGGUAAAACCUUUAGCCGGGCUGACCAUUUCAGAAGUCAUAGCAGGAUCCACACUGGAGAGAAGCCCUACAGCUGUGACCUCUGUGGUAAAACCUUUAGCCAUGCUAGCGGUUUUACAGUUCACCGCAGAAUCCACACUGGAGAGAAGCCCUACAGCUGUGACCUCUGUGGUAAAACCUUUAGCCGGGUUGACACUUUCAGAGCUCAUAGCAGAAUCCACACUGGAGAGAAGCUCUACAGCUGUGACCUCUGUGGUAAAACCUUUAGCCAUGGAAACAGUUUCACAGCUCACAGCAGGAUCCACACAGAAGAGAAGCACUAAGCACUCCACGCUGACUAUUUUUGUCCAACAAAUGACCUAUUGAAGACUUUCUUGCC
This is a messenger RNA of Hypomesus transpacificus, 1649 nucleotides long. RefSeq names its product zinc finger protein 420-like. Gene Ontology annotation, molecular function: RNA polymerase II cis-regulatory region sequence-specific DNA binding; DNA-binding transcription factor activity, RNA polymerase II-specific. Lineage: Eukaryota; Metazoa; Chordata; Actinopteri; Osmeriformes; Osmeridae. The coding region runs from base 1 to 1593 and encodes 530 amino acids. The record is from RefSeq and is a predicted model, not a curated record. The transcript is spliced from 2 exons. Gene Ontology annotation, biological process: regulation of transcription by RNA polymerase II.